This is a messenger RNA of Amphimedon queenslandica, 660 nucleotides long. RefSeq lists its product as uncharacterized. The coding region runs from base 78 to 650 and encodes 190 amino acids. The transcript has 6 exons. The record is from RefSeq and is a predicted model, not a curated record. Lineage: Eukaryota; Metazoa; Porifera; Demospongiae; Haplosclerida; Niphatidae.
UUGGUACAUGGCUACUGAUUACUAAACUAAAAGAGACAAAUGAUGAUAAGGUGAUUGAUGGGGUAAUUAGUGUGGGCAUGGUAUUACGAGAUUUGAUGUAUAUUAAUCAUCAAAAUUUAAUUGAAUUAUUAAUCAAAUAUAUUUCAUUCAUUAGUUUAUACAGCAUAUUUAAAUUACAUACAGCUGGACUAGUAUUAAUACAUGAAAUAUUGUCCAAUUCUUCAAAUAUGAAAGAAACAGUUUGUGAAUAUUUCAUUACAUCAUUAGUCUCCUCCUCCUCUCAUGAAUUACCAGCUGGUAUUAUUAGAGUAUUACUAUCUCUUUCCUUCAUUCAGUAUAAUGAGUAUAAUAAUGAUAAUGGACUCAACUCCACUGCUCAAUGUAGUAACAAUAUUCUAAUGGAAACUGUUCAAAGAGAUGUCCAUUCUUCAUCUGAUCCAGUUAUUAUUAAUAUAAUAGUUAGUGUCUGUAAUGAACUCGGUCUCUCAUUGCAGCUGUUUCUUGAUGGCCUCCUUUCCUCUAUCAUCUCACAUCCGCCAUUUUGUAACGCGAGAGAAAUGCUGACUAGACAGAAUGAGGUGACUUUGUCAUGUAUUGAAGAAGGAAAGUCAAAAUUACUGAGCAAAGUAAACAAUUUAUCACUUUAUUAAUCCUCUCUCU